Messenger RNA from Rhea pennata, 2680 nucleotides. It is a transcript of the gene GCNA, whose product is annotated as germ cell nuclear acidic peptidase. The record is from RefSeq and is a predicted model, not a curated record. The transcript has 10 exons. NCBI's taxonomy places the organism in Eukaryota, Metazoa, Chordata, Aves, Rheiformes, Rheidae. The coding region runs from base 1 to 1680 and encodes 559 amino acids. Gene Ontology annotation, cellular component: nucleus.
AUGGAGGCGGGCGCGGGGCCGCCGCGGGCGCAGGGCGGCCAGCGGCGCGGCCUCUCCGGCGGCGGCUCUUCGCCUGCCGCUCCGCUCUCGGGUGGCGGCAGGCCGAGGAGUGCGGCGGCGGGGGGCUCGGCCGGAGGCGGCGGCAGUCGUGCUCUGCACUUUUCUUCAAGCAGUGAUGAUGAAUUUGAAAUGUUUUUAGCUAGAAUGAAAACUCCAAAAUCCCUGACACGUCAAGUUUCUAAAAAGGAGAAUGAGAGUUUGAAGGACUUCAUCGAUGACUCAAUGGAUGAUUUCUUCUUGGACUUUAAAAAGAGAAACAGCACAACUAAGAAUGCACGGAAGGAUCUUCGGAUCCCAAAGAAGUCAGUGAGUUCUGGAAAAGAAAACGUUUGCUCCCAAGAAUUGCUGAAUCUAGAUGCUUUAAGUGACGGUGAAGAUUCUGUUUUUGUAGAAAGUUCACAGCAUGACUGCCAAAAGGGCUUGAAGGAGAGUCUGAAGUGCAUAAAGCUCCCUCAUCCUCAAAAUCAGAAAGAAUUGAUUUCCAGACAUAGUCCAAACUUGCUUGUUGGAGGCAAAGAAAGAAACUGUGAGAAGGAGAAUACAGAGGAUAAAAUGCCAGCCUUAGCACUCCGACGAAGUACAGAGUUAGAAUCGGAUAGCUCAGAUAGUGAAUUUGAAUCUUUAAUAGAACGCAUAAGGAAACAAAGUCUGCACCGAAAACCUAUCUUAAGUACAAGUAAAACUGUCAACCAGCCAAGCACAACAGAAAACCUCAAGUCACCUUGUGAAGGUGCUCAGACCUCAAAAAGUGAGGGAGACAAGAGGCCAAAGUCACAUUCCACUUUGAGUAAAGAAACACCUUCCAGGAUAAUGUCUUCUGUUAGAAUUCCCAGAAGUGAAUCAGUCAGUUACUCACCAUCAGCACAGACAAAGGAAAAGCAUAACUUGUGCUCAGUGCCUGACUGUUUCUUGCAAGAUCUCUCAAACCCAGCAUCCCAGCAUGUGAAGUCUUUCAAAAAAAAUAAAGAGGACCUGGCACAGAAGCUUUACCAUCUCUAUAAUAGCACCAUCUUUGAGAAGAAGUUGCCAGAGAAAAUGGAAAUAAUCUGGAAUAAGAAAAUGAGAAAAACAGCUGGAUAUUGUGUAACUGGGCAGACAAAAAGUCCUGAAGCGCAGCGUUACGCUCGAAUAGAACUCUCUGAGAAGGUCUGCGACUCUGCAGACCGUCUUCGAGACACCCUAAUUCAUGAGGUUUGCCAUGCAGCCACCUGGCUGAUCAAUGGUGUUCGAGAUGGACAUGGACGAUUCUGGAGAUUAUAUGCUAGGAAAUCAGCUGUGAUUCAUCCAGAACUGCCUAUGGUGACACGAUGCCAUAGCUAUGAGAUUAAGUACAAAUACACCUAUGAGUGUGUUUUGUGCAAAACCACGAUUGGACGUCAUUCCAAGUCACUGGACACAGAGCGCUUUGUGUGUGCAUGCUGCGGGGGGCAGCUAGUCCUGAGCCAGCCAACUCAGAAAGACGGCACUCCUGCUAGGACGCGUCUAACGCCCUUCGCAAAGUAUGUGAAAGAAAACUAUGGAUCUACUAAAAAGGAGCAGCGUGGACUGAGCCACGUGGAAGUUAUGAGGAAACUCAGUGCUGAGUUUGCUUUGAAAACUAGGCUUCAAGACUCCUUGUAAAAUCUCGGUGCUUAUACUUUCCUGAGGCUACUUAAUUUUGUGCAUAUCAGUAAAGUAGAGCAGUCUAACGUGGAAUAUAUAGAAAAUACUUUGGAAGAUUCCAGACAAAUUUAAUAGCUUAGUAAUCUAAGAUCCCGAGGCCUUUUCUGAAGGAGGUGACAGUGGGCAAGAAGAAAUGAUGAUAGGGAAUCAGUGGCAACAGUACUCUUGUUUGUAGUUGAAUGGUUUGUGUAUCCUCCUUAAACUUCAGAUAAAGAGCUAUUGUGCCUGGGAGGAUACGGUUCUAGGCCCUUCAUGGGACAGAGUUGCUAUAUUUGUCUGGAAUUCUCUGAACAAUGUUUAUGCAUAGUGUUUCAUAGCAUGUGUUCAGUGACUCUACUGAGCAGUAGUUUUACUGUGUAAGUCACUUGGGUAGCUGCUGUCUCAGUUGCGGGGGUAUACCCUAAACUCCGCAUACAUGCUAUAGAACGGCUACGUGUAUAUCUGGGAUUGCCACACACAAGAAAGCUCAGGCACAUGAGCCAAGUCCUCUGGUUUUGCCUGGAUGAUUUUUAGCCAGAAAGAGGGCAAAUCUGAGAUAGAGCUGAGCAUGGGUUUCUUCUAAGGAGAAUUUCUUGAAUGUUUUCCUUAAAAGCCUAAGCUUAGGAAAAAUGGAGCCUCAAGUUUGUUAGAGAAAGUGUGAGCUUUCUCCAAAGCCCUCUGGCCCUGAGUGAGAUCAAAGUUCUCUCUUUCUGGUUUGAUGGCAAUUUUUCCUCAAUAACUGAGAUUUCUUAGAAACUAAACUAGAUACAGAAGGACAGUUGGAGGGUGGGGGAGGAAGGGUAGCAAUUUUCGCACAAUUGAAUGAGAAGGCUAGGCAGCUGACUUAAAUCUUUCCUGUAGAACUUGACUGAAUGUGAGUUAGAGUUGCAGUGUUUGUCUGCUGUGAACAAAUUGCUCGGGUGAUUAGCAAAUUUUGCAUCAUGAAUACAUGUCUUUUUAUACCAACUGUGACAAUGAA